This is a messenger RNA of Rotaria sp. Silwood2, 1854 nucleotides long. NCBI's taxonomy places the organism in Eukaryota, Metazoa, Rotifera, Eurotatoria, Philodinida, Philodinidae. The record is from the annotation of a GenBank genome assembly.
AUGGAUAAACCCUUAAGUCGAACUAGUUCAAUGGAAAUGAAAAUAUUGACUGAACUGUACGAAAAAUUUCAUCCUCAAGAAUUAUAUUUUUUACUUGAAUUAAAUGGAAAAUGGUCUAAAUAUGAUCCAAAUCGAAUUCAAAACAUGACCACUAUCUUAAGACAAACUUUUUCAUCUCAACAUAUGGAAUCAGAUAUAGAACAAAUUAUAACGUAUUUUAAUUCAGAAAAUUGUAUUCGUCUGUUUCCUCCAGUAACUGUCAACAUGGUUCUUACACAAAGAGAUCAAACAGUUCAUUUAAAUCCAUAUCAAUCAACAUGUCCAAUAUGUUCAUCUAUACUUUUAGCCGAAAUGGCAGAUGUAUUAUCUGUUGAUAUUUAUACUUUAAAGGGUAAAGUGUUUUUUGUGUCAUGUAGACAUAGCAACACCACAUUCAACAUGCAUCCUAUUGUUUAUGUAUUUCCAAAUUAUUUUCGACAAGAUAAAAUAAAUGUUUUUACAACAAAGAGUUUACAAAAUGGUGAUAUGAUAUAUUUAGGUGGUAAACAAGUUUUUGAAAGAUCAUUAAUAGAAAAUUACACAUGUCAAUUAUUAGGCAGAGCUAGCUCAUGGCAAAAAUUUGUUGAUGGACUUAAUCUAGAUGCAUUUAAUUCAAAUUUGAUCGAUACGAAAAGUGAAUGGAGAAAGAAAUUGGCAGUAGCAUUUAUCAAAUAUAAAAUAGUUGAAUAUGAUUUAUCGAUAGGUUCACCAGUUGUUUCAAUACCAUGCUCAGCUGUUGCAUUUGACGAAUGGCUAUGGAAUGGAUUUCCACGUUUCCUUUCAUCAUUUAUUUAUCUUUGGACUAAUCAUAAAACUUUGAUUGGUGCUUGUUCAUCUAGUUGUACUCAAUGUAUAAUUAUAGAUGGACACCAAAAGUGUCGAAGACGUAUUUGUCGUGCAAAACACGUACACCUCUCGACUGAAGAAUUUACUUCUUUAAAAGUCGGUUGUUGUCGAACACCAGUUCUUGGUUCAAAUUUUUGUCAUUUACAUCAAUAUUUAGAGAAUAAGAAUGAUAGUACACCUACAUCACCAAAGCAAAGAUCCAAUAAAAGCCGAAUGAUGAUACAGAAAAAUAUACGAAGAAAAUAUCGACAACGUGGAUUUGGAGCAACCAAUUGUCGAACAAUGAAAGAACGAUCCAAUAGAUAUGUUGAAAGAUGUAGUCGAUCUUUCGGUAUUCUUGCAGUGGUUACUAAUUGCAAAAUAAUUGUUUCUUAUGCAGAAAUAUUUCGUUCAGAAACAUUGCGCGAAAUAAUUAGUCUUAUGUGUUCAACAAUCCGAGUGCUCGAUGGGAUAAAUACCCAAGCAGCGGAACAGCUAUUUUCUUGGGUUAAGGGAUACGCGAACAUUUUAAGUUCUCUUGGUUGGCGUAAAAUGCCUAUUUAUCUCUUAUUACUAUUCCACUAUAAAAAUCUCGAACGAGUUCAUAUUCGUCCAACACAUAUAUUUAACAUUGCUUCGUCAGUACCUAAUGUUCCAACAAUCAAUUUGGCAUACUUGGCAGAAAAACAACAACGUCUUCAUUAUGAAGAAACAAUCAAGAAUCAAACUAUUACGCCAAUAACACAUCGUGAUACAGCUCCUAAACAAAUAAUAACAAUCUCGAAUCAUCAACUUCAAACAAAUACCACAUGUCGAACAUCAACUGAUCUCAACGCUUCUUAUAUGAAUACUGUUGAACAGCUCGUUUUGCAUAUGGAACAAUUGGCACAAAUGGAACAAGAUAAAAAAAAACGAAAAUACAAUCGACAGCAAAGAAAAAAUCAAGCACGUCGAAAACAACGUCAACCAACAUCAAACACAACACAUUAG